GCAAUGGCGUUGUUGUUCGAAAAGGGCCGACGAGUGGACUCAAGGAAUGCUCGGAAUGUGUAAACAAAUGGAGAGUUAAUUGCGAUUAAAAUCGAUUCAAAUGUUGAGAAAGAAAGACAACAAAAGCCGAAACUCUGACGGAAUUAGCGGCAAAUACAUCAAGAAAGACAAUCCGCCCGAAAUCCCCAUCAUAAACGUGUGGACGACAACCAACCGCCAGAAGAGUCACAACAAAACCAAAAGUCAAUACAUUUCCGGAUCUCAAGCGUUGGGAAUCGACGCCUCGGACGGCGCCCACUCUUUGGCCGCCAAGACGUUGACUCAGAAGUGUUGGCAAAGCGCGCAACAGCUCCUCCCGCGCCAGUCCUUCGCGCCCGCGUUGGCCACGCCCUCGGCCGCCGCCGUCGCCGCCAAUCACAACGACCCGUCCAUCACAUCCACGCCCUCGUCGUCGACGUCGUCGCUCUCGGCGUCCAAUCAGUGGUCGCACCCGUCGUCGUCUUCUGUCGUCUCUUCCAAUCACUUCAAUGUCGUCCAAAUCGCGCGCAACAAAGUAUGGAUCUCUCAGCCGACGCUUCCGACGGUCCGCCACUUCGCCGCUCACGCCAUCCGCUCGCUGACCAAUUUGCGCACUUCCGUGGCCACCAUCCCGAUGGCCGCCGAACCCCCGGAACCCCCCGACUCGCCCCUCGAGUCCGCCUUCGGCUCUCAACACAGUCUCCAACAGAUCAGCGAAUCUCAAGCCAAACAACUCUCGACCGGAAGUCACACGCAAUCGGAAACUCUGCAAAUCCUCGCUUAUCACCAGCAGAUCCGCGACCACUACGCCACGCCCUCCUCCGGCCAUUCGUCCGUCUCCUCGCUCACAGGACAGCCGCUGGUGUUCGGCGCGAGAGCGCACUCGCCCUUCCGGUCAGCGGAGGAACUACCGCUUCCGGCCGGUUGGACUGUGGACUUCACUCUUCGCGGGCGGAAGUACUUCGUGGACCACAACACGAAGACCACCCAUUGGUCGCAUCCUCUCGAGUCGGAAGGACUGCCGACGGGUUGGGAACGCAUUAACUCUUCGGAUCACGGCGUCUAUUACGUCAAUCACAUCACGCGCGUCACGCAACUGGAGCACCCGUGCGCCCCGCAGUACGCGUUGGGAAGUCCGCCGGCGCCGCCGUUGGGACGCAGACGCGAACUUCCGGUUCCACCGCAGCCCUCGCAGUACGCGCAGUCGCAUUGCAUCGUUCCCGCGAAUCCCUACUUGACGGAAGAGAUCCCGCACUGGCUGUACAUCUACUCAAAGGCGCCGCCGGAACUCGACCACAAACUCAAGUGGGAGCUGUUCCGAGUGCCGGAACUCGACUGCUUCGAAGCGAUGCUCAACCGGUUGUACAGAACGGAUAUGGAAGCGCUCGUCAUGUCCUUCGAACUCAUCCGCGGCGCUCUUCAGCGCGAACUCGACAAACGAUGACUUCUUGUAAAUAAACGGCUAUUUAUUUGAGAUCCGA
Oppiella nova is the source of this 1499-nucleotide messenger RNA. The record is from the annotation of a GenBank genome assembly. NCBI's taxonomy places the organism in Eukaryota, Metazoa, Arthropoda, Arachnida, Sarcoptiformes, Oppiidae.